Messenger RNA from Orbicella faveolata, 998 nucleotides. RefSeq lists its product as uncharacterized. NCBI's taxonomy places the organism in Eukaryota, Metazoa, Cnidaria, Anthozoa, Scleractinia, Merulinidae. The record is from RefSeq and is a predicted model, not a curated record.
GACUCUAAAUGGAAUAAAUAGCGAGUUAAUGGCCCACCACACGAUUCGUGUCUUACACUGAGAGUGCCAAGGUCCGAGGCCGGCAAGAAAAGCAUACUGUUUGAGCGAUGUGGAAGUUUCAGUGUUGUUCCAGUAAGCUAUUCGCGUGCCUGUUCUUGUUUUUUCUCCAAUCAGCGUGUCCCAAGAACUUGCCAGGUUUGGACAAGGUGGAGCGCGUCGAAGAAGGUGGACUGGGAGAGGAAAUUCCUAUGAAAUGUCAAGACGAGGAAGAAUGUUGGUUGAAGUAUCGAUAUCGAGUGGACAGCUCCAGUCAAGCAGCUAAACGAGAAAAUGGUGAAUGCGACGAUGUACCGGAAAACGAAAAGACAAUUUGUAAUCUCUUCCUCGGCAUUGGCAAAAGAGAGCUCAAUAUUGUUGUUCCAUCAUUAAAAGAAUCUCCUGCGCGUCGAAGUGGCUUAGGGAAUCCUCUGACACGUCAUCUUGAUCUGCCGUGUUGGAAUUAUCCUUUAUGCCAAUACUCACCUCCAGGAAAAAAGAAAUUUAUGGUCAAGAAGGCCGCUCGUGAAACUGGUCGUAAAGAGAAGGUGAAUGCUGUACCGAGCUCUGACACAAACGACCAGGAAUGCGAUACUAAGGACUUGUUUUGUUCUCAUCCUGGAGGUCUUGGUCGAAAACGAUCGAUCCGGUCUAAAUUGACAAAAUUAUACCAAGAUAAUUGUGCGGAUCAAGAAAACAGCUCUACCAAUUUGUGCCGCUGGCCAGGCGGCAGACGAAAAAGAACUUUCUCAAGCCUGGACGAUAACCGUGUUCUAUAAGAGAUAAUUUGAAAAUUGCUGAAUAUUUGUGACUUCUUUAGAGUUUGAAAACAGGACAACACAGAAUAACGAUAUCCAACAUCAAGAAACCCUGGUUUCGCUUGGCUUAUGCAAUUACUAUUCCCUUCACUUCUAAAUAAAACUUGUAAAUUGCUGCUAUGCCAUUAAAACUGAGAAAAUGGA